AAUUCACGAAUCCACCAGAAUUGGAAUCCAAGACAGAAUAGGGGAUUUACGAGCUGAAGAAAUAUAUAGACGUAGGGGAUUCUUCUUCUUGAAUCCUGGUGAAUCCUCACGAUAGGGUCAUAGAGUGUCGCCGGUGUCGACACUCGACACCGCUAUGCGUGAGCGUGAUGCGUCCCAUCCCAUGUCGCCCGUGCGCGAUGUACUCUGCGCCAGACCAGUCAUCAGAGACACCAGAUACAGCUUAUGAUCUCAUGCAGCCCAAUACAGCCAGCUGCCAGACAUCACGGCGCGCUCGUCCAAUUCGCAUGCACUCGUCGGCACUCGUGUUCUCGUGUAUCUCGUGUACGCACAUACGCUGACGAUCUUCCAUUGAUAUCAGCUAAUGCCACUUGUCGUAAGCAUCACUGUUCAAUAGACUCGUGUUGUACUGCAGUUGGAAUGCAGUUGCAGUAAUUGCGACAGCGAUCGCCAGUGACUAUUGUAAAGUACGACGAUAGUGCCACGGAAUAACAAUACGUCGCUCGUUAUCACGAACGAACUUCAAGGUUAGGCACAAGGUUCGCGUGGCGAAGCACGACGCGGAAUCGGACUUCGAUUCGGAGUCCGCUUCCGAGGAGUAAACGCGCGACAUUGAUAUCGCUCCGACAGCGGAUAUGGACGGCAAGGUCGACGACGAGAAUCAGCGUGGCGUCAACGACGGCGACUGGGUCUGCCCUGACUCCCAAUGUGCCAAUAUAAAUUUUGCCAGGCGUAACUCCUGCAAUCGCUGUGGGAAAGAUAGAGGUGAAUGCCCGAAAAAGAAAAAAUUGGGUCAGGAAAUUGGAAAAGCAGCCGCGGAAAAAAGUAGAGGCCUAUUUAGCGCGGACGAUUGGCAAUGUAGUAAAUGCGGUAACGUAAACUGGGCUCGCCGACAACAGUGUAACAUGUGCAACGCCCCGAAAUUCGGUGAGAUAGAGGAACGCACAGGAUAUGGAGGUGGGUAUAACGAUCGAGGAGUUGUCGAGUAUAAGGAGAGGCGAGAUGAGGACGACGAAUAUGAUGAGUUCGGACGGCGUAAAAAAAAGCGAAAAUUAGAGAAGAAUUCCGACGACGACUCGAAAGAUUCCAAGUACAGCAGCCCGCGUAGUAAAUCUAGAGACAAGGAAGAGAGGGAUGAAGAUGAAGAGCAAGAAGAAAACGAAGAAGAGGAAGAUGACGAGGAGGAAGAAGAGGAAGAGGAAGAUGGUGAUUUAUCUAAAUACGACCUUAGUGAAUGGGAUGAUUUUGCACCAGCAAAAAAAAGUACAAACGGAAGUACUAUAUCUUCAGAAGCACAACGGUCAAGAAACGGAGAUGAUCGGCGCGAUUCAGGCACAUCCAACCAAUGAAAGGCUGUACAGAAGGACAGGUGAACCAGGAGAUGAAAGAACGCAACCAGUGCUCGGCAACUAAGAAAUAUACACAACGCAAGUUUUAGUAAUUUAGUAUGCACCUUUGGAUAUAAAGUGGCCGAUAAUGUGUGACUUAUUACAAAGGGAAAUCGACUAACAAUAAGCUUUACAUUUAUAAUUGAGCUCAUAGCUUCGUUGAUUCCUAAGGAAGCGAAAUGUAGGUCUCCUAUUUGCGCGGGUAUAUCGUUGUUUUAACGAUUGCAGAGUUUAUGAAAAACUACUUCGGCGCAAGUAGUAUGUUUCGCUAGCGAGAUACGAGAUUGAUAAUUUCAACAUGAAUCUAUAGAAGAAAUUAUACACAGCUCGUUUUACAAGCUAAAUAUGACGUUGUAGAAAAAGAUCUUACUCCUAUUGUAAUAGAUGGUGUCAACGCUCUGCGCAAGCCCCGUCGUCGCAGUGUUCUAAAAUUCCUAUUACUUUUAUCACAAACAUAACUAUAUCGAUGUAGCCGUGUCACUGCUUCACAUUGCUCAAAUUGCCUGAAGAAACCUAACUUUUUCUUCUUUUGUCCCCUUGUGUCUCUCUCUCUCUCUUUUUACAUCAUUUAUCUAUGCAUAAUGCUCGCAUUAAGUGGACAAUCGUCAAGUGUAGUUAAAGAAUCAUUCCCCAAACAGAUAUGUAUUUUGCAUCUUUUGGAAGAGACCAAAAGGAAAGGAUACGUUAUCUUGCUUUGACUAUCACAGAUUUGAGUAAGUUGAGAAACAGCCUGCUCACUUUGAAAAUGUAGCGCUUUUUAAAUUAGUCGUGUCCCGCGUCAUUGCAGAUAUGGACUUGUCGUGAACUCCGACGGCCGUUCUUGAAUCGCAAAACGAUUAUCGAUCAAAUAUCGUACUGACUUCUUGUAAAUAUCUUUAUUUUUCAUUUAUAAUAAAAAUCAUUCAUCAACAACAUAAUUGUUCUUAGUUCAAUUAAUUCUUUCCUUAUAUUGUAAACUACAGGUAGGGGAGGGGAGGGAAGGGAGGAAGUCAUGAUUAUGCACAGAGUUGGUCAUAGAGGAGGGGGGGAUCGAUGAAGGAGUAUUGGGGAUAUUGAA
This is a messenger RNA of Atta colombica, 2463 nucleotides long. Its product is annotated as zinc finger Ran-binding domain-containing protein 2-like. The coding region runs from base 654 to 1367 and encodes 237 amino acids. Gene Ontology annotation, molecular function: RNA binding; lipopolysaccharide binding. The transcript has 8 exons. Gene Ontology annotation, biological process: RNA processing. Lineage: Eukaryota; Metazoa; Arthropoda; Insecta; Hymenoptera; Formicidae. The record is from RefSeq and is a predicted model, not a curated record.